AGAAAAAUUUUAAAUUUCUUGUAGUUCGAAAUGUUUGUAAGUUGCAAGUUUCCACUUGUGCUCGCCGUUCUGCUGGUAAGUAUGAGCUGCUGGAACUCGAACGCGUCUGCGAUGCCUGGGAACUUCCAAGGAAGAGGAUUUGGUGGAUACGGUGGCUUCGGAUCUGGAUCUCAAGGAGGUGGCGGUUACGGCGGGUCAGCGGGAGGAGGCGGGUUUGGCUACGGCACCGCCGCCUUCGGGUCUGGCGGGCUCGGCGUGAGCGGCGGCGGCUACGGAGGCGGCCACGGCGGAGGAGGCUACGGACGCUGAUUGAUGGCAUAGUCCCUGAAUUUUCCGAGUUCCACCUCGCCGAAGAAUGCACCAAAACUGAUGAACUGUCUCGGUAAAACAGAAGUUCUUCAAAUCCUACUGAACGAAUUUAUGGUUCAUUUAGUCGAACAGAUCAGAUAUUCUUGCAAGUAUUUUAUCAUACAACGAAAAAAAAAUAACAGACCAUUAUUUUGCUGACGUUUUCAAAAUUAUUGAAGAUUCAUGUGCAGCUCAAGUAUUUGAAAUCUCUAUAAAAAAAUAAUUCAAUGUUAUAUAUUUAAAAGGUUGUGUUUAUUCACUGAUAUACGACGAAUAAUAAAAUAUUUAAAAGAC
This is a messenger RNA of Hyalella azteca, 642 nucleotides long. Its product is annotated as glycine-rich RNA-binding protein 10. Lineage: Eukaryota; Metazoa; Arthropoda; Malacostraca; Amphipoda; Hyalellidae. The transcript is spliced from 3 exons. Bases 31 to 309 code for a protein of 92 amino acids. The record is from RefSeq and is a predicted model, not a curated record.